Molecule: messenger RNA, 561 nt
Organism: Suncus etruscus (white-toothed pygmy shrew)
Lineage: Eukaryota; Metazoa; Chordata; Mammalia; Eulipotyphla; Soricidae
Gene: TAF13
Product: TATA-box binding protein associated factor 13
Exons: 4
Coding region: 4-378 (124 amino acids)
Biological process (GO): transcription by RNA polymerase II
Cellular component (GO): transcription factor TFIID complex
Molecular function (GO): protein heterodimerization activity
Source: RefSeq, a predicted model, not a curated record
AACAUGGCGGACGAAGAGGAAGAUCCCACCUUUGAGGAAGAAAAUGAAGAAAUAGGAGGAGGUGCUGAAGGUGGACAGGGUAAAAGAAAAAGACUCUUUUCUAAAGAAUUACGGUGUAUGAUGUAUGGGUUUGGGGAUGACCAGAAUCCUUACACAGAAUCAGUGGAUAUUCUUGAAGACCUGGUCAUAGAAUUCAUCACUGAAAUGACUCACAAGGCAAUGUCAAUUGGAAGACAAGGUCGAGUCCAAGUUGAAGAUAUUGUCUUCUUGAUUCGAAAGGACCCGAGGAAAUUCGCUAGGGUUAAAGACCUGCUAACUAUGAAUGAAGAAUUAAAACGAGCUAGAAAAGCAUUUGAUGAAGCAAACUAUGGAUCUUGACCUUCAUAUGCUCUCUGAAGCUUCGUUAUCUUUUGGGGUUAUAUCUUUUUCGUUAUCUAGCCAUGUCAAUGAAAUUUGAAGUGAAGAAUUUUCAACCUUUAUUUUCAUGUCUUCAGUUUUAGAAUGAUCUUUAAGCCUUUAAUCGCCUGCCUUCAUAUUAUACUAUACUUGAAUUACUUAUCG